UGCCAGGGUGGGCAGGGCCGGUCCCCGCGGCCCGCGCGCCCCGCCUUGACCUUGGCCGCCGGGAAGGGGCCGGUGCGCUGCGGGGCAGCCGCCGCCCGCCAGAGGGGGCAGCGGCGGAGAACUUGCCCAACUUGGCGGCGCGGGCUGGGGCGGGCUCCGGCGCCUCGGGAUCCUCCUCCUCGGGGCCUCCUUCCCCUCCGCCUCCUCCCGGCGCUCCUUCUCCCCGCCGCCGCCCGCCGGCCCUGUGCGCGCCAGCCUGCCCCGCAGCCCCGCAGCGGCCGCCAAGUCGCCAAGUCGCGGAGCCGCCGCCGCCGCCGCCGCCGGACGGGACGGGCCAGGCCGGGCGCGCCCCCCGGGCCCCGCCGCGGGCAUGGGCGCGCUGGCCCGGGCGCUGCUGCUGCCGCUGCUGGCCCAGUGGCUCCUGCGAGCCGCCCCGGCGCUGGCCCCGGCGCCCUUCACGCUGCCCCUCCGCGUGGCCGCGGCCUCGCCCCGCGCGCCUUCGCCCGCCGCCAGCCCCGGGGUCCCAGCCGAGCCCCGCGCAGACGGCCUGGCGCUCGCCCUGGAGCCCGCCGGGGGCGCGGCCAACUUUCUGGCUAUGGUGGACAACCUGCAAGGGGACUCCGGCCGUGGCUACUACCUGGAGAUGCUGAUCGGGACCCCUCCGCAGAAGCUGCAGAUUCUCGUCGAUACUGGAAGCAGUAACUUCGCUGUGGCAGGUGCCCCACACUCCUACGUAGACUCGUACUUUGACACCAGUAGGUCCAGCACCUACCAUGCCAAGGGCUUUAACGUCACUGUGAAGUACACACAAGGGAGCUGGACGGGCGCCGUUGGGGAGGACCUCGUCAGCAUUCCCAAGGGCUUCAACCGCUCCUUCCUGGUCAACGUUGCUACUAUCUAUGAAUCAGAGAAUUUCUUUUUGCCUGAAAUUAAAUGGAAUGGAAUCCUUGGACUUGCGUAUGCUACCUUGGCCAAGCCAUCAAGUUCCCUGGAGACAUUCUUUGAUUCCCUUGUGAUGCAAGCCAAGAUCCCCAACGUUUUCUCCAUGCAGAUGUGUGGGGCGGGACUGCCAGUGGCUGGAUCUGGUACCAACGGAGGUAGUCUUGUCCUGGGUGGAAUUGAACCCAGUUUGUACACAGGAGACAUCUGGUAUACCCCAAUCAAGGAGGAGUGGUAUUAUCAGAUAGAAAUUCUGAAAUUGGAAAUCGGAGGUCAAAGCCUGAAUCUGGACUGCAGAGAGUACAACGCAGACAAGGCCAUCGUGGACAGUGGCACCACACUCCUGCGCCUGCCCCAGAAGGUGUUCAGCGCGGUGGUGGAGGCUGUGGCCCACGCGUCUCUGAUUCCAGAGUUCUCUGAUGGCUUCUGGACUGGGUCUCAGCUGGCCUGCUGGACUAAUUCUGAAACACCUUGGUCCUACUUUCCUAAAAUCUCCAUUUACCUGAGAGAUGAGAAUUCCAGCAGAUCAUUCCGCAUCACCAUCCUGCCUCAGCUUUAUAUUCAGCCCAUGAUGGGGGCUGGCCUGGGUUAUGAAUGCUACCGAUUUGGCAUCUCGCCGUCUGCAAAUGCGCUGGUGAUCGGUGCUACGGUGAUGGAGGGCUUCUACGUCGUCUUUGACAGAGCUCGGAAGAGGGUGGGCUUUGCAGCGAGCCCCUGUGCAGAAAUUGCAGGUGCUCCAGUGUCCGAAAUUUCCGGGCCUUUCUCCACCGAGGACGCAGCCAGCAACUGCAUCCCUGCCCUCCUUCUGAAUGAGCCCAUCUUGUGGAUCGUCUCCUAUGCCCUGAUGAGCGUCUGUGGGAUCAUCCUCCUGGUCUUGAUCAUCCUGCUGCUCCUUCCAUUCCGGUGCCGGCUCGCCCCCCGCGACCCCGAGGUGGUCAACGACGAGUCCUCACUCGUGCGGCAUCGCUGGAAAUGAAGGGCAGUGGCCGACGCCAGGUGACCUCGAACUCAGCUCUCAGAGAAUUAGGUUUUGAGUGCACCGGGCAGGGGGCGUGAGACUCGGCUGCCUCCUGUACACAUUAGUCUUAAAUCGCUGUCCUGUUCCCAGAUGCCUUCCAGAUUCACUGUGUUUUGAUUCGACUUUAAAGCUUCUUCCUUCUUCUCUUCUUCCAAGAAAAAAAAUAAUGAUAAUAAAAGCACCGCAUUCUAAACAGAGUGAAUUGGGCUUCAGGCUUUAUGUGAUUAGCUAUGCCAAAAAUGUCUAGGUGUGCCACAAAAUGAGCAAGCCUUGGCUAGUUCUUUUCUCUCUCACGAAUUUGGAGAAAUGGCCUCGGUUGUGUUGAUGGCUCCUCAUGGCUCGUGGAAAGCUUUCCGUCUAAUUGCAUCCACUGGCAUUUUAUGCCAGGCCUCCACCUGGGUCCGAGUGGAACAGGAAGGCUUGUGGGAGGAUGGCAGAGGCAACCCCUGGCGCUGGCUCCUUCUGAGUUGGAAACAGAGCAGCAGCCUCAGGGAGCCAGAACCCACGAGGAGACCCCGUCCUGACAGCCCUCACCAGCCCUUCUGAAGAUGAUCGGCCUUUGGCCUCCAUGGUAGAGUGGGAAGAAAGCCUGUUCUUUUGCACCCAAUGCUUCUGGGCAACACUGGUAUAAAACUAAAACCUACCUCUGUUGAGACUUUCCCCAGGGUGCUGUGCCUGGGUGGGGGUGCAGGCAGCCUGGUUCUGACCAUCACCCCCAUUCCUACCUGACAAUCUCAUUCCAACAGGUGAGAACUAACAGGCUCCGAGCUGCACAUGGGCCCAGAGACGUCCCGGCCCCAGGCUGCUCACUCCUGCUAAAAGUUAAUAAACAGGGUUCUAAGGAGAACAACAAAUUACGUCUCACAAGUUUUGUUCUUUCUCUUCUCUGGAGGGAGGUUGGCUAUUACCCUAUUGGGAAAUAGGGAAAUGGCUGAAUUCUUGUAUUCUGACUGGGGAAAGGAAGAUGAGAGGCAUGACAUGGAAGCAGGGGACCCCAUUUUCCCUUGUGCUUUGAAACGACUUUCCAUUUAUAGAACCCGCAGGCUCAAGCACACCCAUCUGUGUCAGUGUAAACAGAUCUGUUUAGCAGUUCAUCUAUAUGCUCCGCCUCUUUGGCACGUUCAAUUUGGUGAUGUGUUGGUGUGCAGUGGUAUCCUUAUUUGGGGGAACCCCCACUUACUCUCAUUUAUUGGAGGCCUUUGCCAAAGAAAAGCAUAAACCUUUAACCCAACAUAGCCAGCCUUAGCUGGCCUGAUGUAAUUAGGAGAGGCUUCAAAGCCAAUCCCCCUGCUUUCUUAUUGGUGCUCCAACUUCGAUGUCCGCGCCAUAUUGGGAUGCUUGGCGGAUGGGCUGGAUAUGUAAUAAAAUUCCACCAAAAGGGCCAAGUGCUAACUGUCUUCUCUGGCUGUAGUGUCCUUUGUGUUCACAGUGACCUGUGUGUUUGUGUUGCCGCACUGCUCCCUCAGUCCCCAGAUCCCCUCCAAAUCGAGAAAUAAACGGCUGUGCCAGAGAGACCACCUGGGCCACCUGGGCACAUCAUGGUGUCCUCACCGACUCUCCAGCAGCCAGAGGGACGCAUGUGUGAGAUUCUUGUGAGAGAAAAUAAAUACAGCUCACGGCCAUAUCGGGCUGUCUUCACCUGCUCCCAGUUUGACAAAAUUACCAACCCAGGGCACUUGCGCAAUUCUGAAAGCAGAAGUUUUGUGUGUGAAAUCCGCCAGUCAGGGUUUGCUCAGCCCCGUGGAGCCACCACGAGAAGUUGACAGUUCCCUUUACAAAUGGAGAAUUCUUUGUGGAAUCAGUGGACUGAAGUCUAGACUGCACAUAACACACACGUACCUCAAACAAAUCAGUCUGAGUAGACUAUUUCACUGAUAGAGAUUUAAAACUAGAAUUACAUUACAUAAUUAUAAAUUAUAGAUUUGUAAUUUAGAUUUCAAAUAAGUGGGUAUCCCUAAAAGGAGACAGGAAACCUUGAAUAUCCUUUGAUGCUUGUGUUUUUUUCAGUGUUUUCUUCAUUCAGGCUGGAACAUAUAUUUUAUUUUUGAUGCAUGCCUGGGUCAGAGGACCAUGAGAAGGCAAGUGUCUCCAAAGAGCAGAGCUUAUUUUUUUUUCUUUGUUAAAUGCUAUAUAUGGAGGUCAUUGGAAAUUUUCUGAGAUAACUAUGGUUUCAGCAUUCUGAUUUUACCUAUGGAAAUACAAUGUUAUGUGAGACUCACUGUGUUAGGCUAAUUCUGCUGAAUGAAAUGUUAAGAAAACAUUAAAAGAUUGUAUUUUUGAGAUAAAGAAAAAACUGAACAAAGCUAUUAAGCAUAUAUUAUACUAUAAUGAAAAUUACAAAAAAAGUAAAAUUUCUUAUGUCCAGUUUCCUAUGCAAUUUUGUAUUCUUUGUUGCUAUUGGUAAAAAAAAUUUAAUUGUUCUUUUCUGAUUUUCCUAAUUGUAGAUGUAAUGCUACAUAUUCUUAUCAGUGAGGUUUGAAAUUCCAUUUAAUGUUGGAUUAUUGAUACAUACGAGAGGCAAAAGAAUGAAUUAGAUUUGUCUUGUGCCAAUAAAAUCUAAUGAUGUAUGUCUUAGUAUUUCUGUUAAUUUGCACAGUUACAUGUACUUGAAGUUUAAAAUUCCUGUGUACAGUCAUUGAGAGCAGCCACUCAUUUUUGUCUUAACAGAGGUUGAGUUUUGUGCUUCACUUGCAGUGCUUUGGUUCUGGUAGAAGGGCUAUGAGCUGUUUUCUAAAAUCGAUGCCAAAAGUAAUGCUGUGCAAAACAUAUUUUGUGUAUUUCUCAGACCAACAUCCUUUGAUAUUCUUCUGUGUAACUUGUAUUUCAAAAAAUGUUUAAAUCUGUUUUAAUUUCCCUCUUGGACUCUUUCUCUAUUUCCAGUUUGCUGUGUGAUUUAGGUGGAAGGUUAUGCUAUGGACCAAAGGUUGGAGUAAAAGGAAAUUCACUCCAUUUUAGAAGUAGUCUUCAGUUCCUUAAUGAUGCUCGGAUUAUGCACUUCACGGGUUUAAAACUGAAGUUUUCUAAAAUAAUCUUAUUUUUCUACUUGUAUGCUCCACCAAUUUAAGAUGUAUACCACUGAAAAUGAAAUAGAACAUUUUGGCUUAUUGAAUAAACAAUAAUUCCAACUU
Molecule: messenger RNA, 5085 nt
Organism: Choloepus didactylus (southern two-toed sloth)
Lineage: Eukaryota; Metazoa; Chordata; Mammalia; Pilosa; Megalonychidae
Gene: BACE2
Product: beta-secretase 2
Exons: 10
Coding region: 371-1915 (514 amino acids)
Biological process (GO): amyloid-beta metabolic process; membrane protein ectodomain proteolysis
Cellular component (GO): membrane; trans-Golgi network; endosome
Molecular function (GO): aspartic-type endopeptidase activity
Source: RefSeq, a predicted model, not a curated record